Molecule: messenger RNA, 7139 nt
Organism: Cydia pomonella (codling moth)
Lineage: Eukaryota; Metazoa; Arthropoda; Insecta; Lepidoptera; Tortricidae
Gene: Rab14
Product: ras-related protein Rab-14
Exons: 5
Coding region: 160-801 (213 amino acids)
Biological process (GO): Golgi to endosome transport; defense response to bacterium; endocytic recycling
Cellular component (GO): recycling endosome; phagocytic vesicle; Golgi apparatus
Molecular function (GO): GTP binding; GTPase activity
Source: RefSeq, a predicted model, not a curated record
AUUUGUUAUCUGUGCUCGACUGUCAAGUGUUGAAUGAUGACGUUUCUUUAAGGCAGUGGUGAAAACAUCGAUUUAUAAAAAAUAGAAAAUUACGGCAAUCACCAACGGAAGUCUUUGUUUUAAUUAUUGACACUUUCUUUUAAUAAUUGAAAAAUCAAGAUGACAUCAGGACCGUACAAUUAUUCUUAUAUAUUCAAAUAUAUAAUAAUUGGAGAUAUGGGAGUUGGCAAAUCAUGCCUGUUGCACCAGUUCACAGAGAAAAAAUUUAUGGCUGACUGUCCUCAUACAAUUGGUGUUGAGUUUGGCACUCGGAUAAUUGAAGUAGCGGGACAAAAAAUAAAAUUACAAAUUUGGGACACAGCUGGACAAGAGAGGUUCAGAGCUGUCACUCGCUCUUAUUAUAGAGGUGCUGCUGGGGCACUAAUGGUGUAUGAUAUAACAAGAAGGUCAACUUACAAUCAUUUGAGCAGCUGGCUAACGGACACGCGUAAUUUGACCAACCCGAGCACUGUGAUAUUCUUGAUCGGCAACAAGUCCGACUUGGAUGGCCAAAGAGACGUAACAUAUGAAGAAGCAAAACAAUUUGCUGAUGAAAAUGGCCUGAUGUUUGUAGAAGCAAGUGCCAAAACUGGCCAGAACGUGGAGGAAGCAUUCUUGGAGACCGCUAAAAAGAUAUAUCAGAGUAUUCAGGACGGCCGGCUGGAUUUGAACGCCGCGGAGUCGGGCGUGCAGCACAAGCCCGCGUCGCCCGGCCGCCCGCUGGCCGCGCCGCCCGCCGCCAAGGACAACUGCGCCUGCUAACUGGCCACGAGCGGCUGGCUCAAAAACGUUCGGGAAAACCGACGUCUUUUCUGCGGACAUUACGAAGGUUAACGGUUUGCGUACAUUUUUCUAAGACAUGCACCAUACAAAUUUGAAAAAGUAGGUUGUUAUUGUAACAUGCCUACGAGGUAAACUACGAAAAUUAAGGUUUAAAUACCGUUUAUUUUAUGAUGUCCACGAGAAAGACGCAUAACCUUGACCUUGAGUUUUUGACCCGUGUACUCGUGACACGGCCAGCGGCUGAAACCCACUCUUCGAACACUCCGACGAGGCUAGUUCGCUACGUUGUCAAAUCGACUACUCUUUAUGAAACGUCCGAAAAUCCUAAGGCGCCACUAGAAACAAAAUCAAACCUCGGCUUUGAAAAAAGUAAAGUAUGUGACCAUCUAUUUUCGUAAAAUUUACUUCAUAUUGGCUAGCCUAUUUUUUAAAGAUUACCACAGCACAGUCAUUUGGUACUGACAAUACUUUUACAAGUGAGCAAUGUUAUUUCAAUUUUAAGAAUAAUUGUAAUUGAAGUUCAUUUCAAAGGAAAUAUUGGUGGAAUACUAGUUUCGGUUUUUGUAUGGGAGUGGCGUAUAAGUUCUAGUAUUAAGUAAUAUGUGUCACGAGUGGCAGCCAGUGGGUACAUCUCCACACAUUAGUCUGCACUAAUGCUUUCGGGAUAUCAUACUUUAAUCGAUAAGUUUACUAGAGUAUUUAAAAUAAUAUAUAAGAUCUUAAAUAAGAGUAUUACCGAGUCCCAUUCUGUUUCUACUUGUUUACAUUCCAAAUCAAUCACUGGUUUAUGGUGCAUUACUUUAGAACAAAAGGGGUUUUCAUAUUUUUUCAUUCAUCUGAAGCCAGAAGGCAAAGCUGUCAGAAAGUGAUUUAUAUAGCUUGAUAUACCCAUUUUUGAUUAUUGUAUGUAAUAUACUUGUGUGCUGUAUUAAUUUAUUUAUUCAACCGUGUAUAUGAACAGAAGUAAGAAACACAAAUGAUUAACCUUUUGAACGCCAAGAACACCUACAUACUGCAGGAAAAAUAGCAUAUGUUGGCGGCAAAAUAUGUACUUCCAUGAAGCUAUGUUUUUUAUAAUUAUCUUGGUACUAGAAAUGAGGAUCUGCCGAGUCCUAUCAAAAUGUAGGUGUCCGACCCCUUUUUCGGGGGGGAGGGGGUAUGUGCAAGGGGUUCAUUUUAAAAGAUGCAAAUUUUACAAACUAGGCGAGUGAGGCGUCAUUUUCGUGUAAUUUUUUUGCGCUGAAUCGAUUGAGACCAUACUCAUACUUAUAGGAUCAAUAUGUACAUAUUGUGCCGCCGAAUUGCAAUAUUUAGUCUUAUUUUACCUGUACUAACAGGCGUCGUCACUAGUCGUGCCCACAGCGCCAAGGACACCUAUAGGUGUUAUGGCGGACGCGGUCAAAGUAACCUUCACACUUUCGAGUAAGGUUUACAUUAGCUCCCUUGCGCCCGGGAGUUUGUGUUUAUGACAUAAAGCGUUCAAAGGGUUGAACAACAUUUUUUUACCUUGUAUGUGAGUUAUCUUACAGAGUUGACAAAACGUUAGCCAAUAGUGUAAUCUAUCCGAACCAAUCAUAAUAUUCAUGAAAUUGUUUUAAGGCUAAGAGAAGGGUAAUAUACUGUUGGUGUUAGGGAUCAUCGGAAUGCUGUAUCUCGUUAAAAGUUAUUGCGGUAUUAAGCUGAAGACUAAGUGAUAUGAUAUGGCAAGACAAAAUAAUUAUAAUAUUUAUGUUUCCUUUUGUAGUGUAUCGAAUCGAGGAUGUUAUAUAGCUAAGAAAACUUCACUGCUAAGGUUCCUCUUCUCGAUGACAGAUGUGGGGUUGGGGACCUACCACGAACUCCGAGAUUCCAAGUUUUGUACACUUGCAUGCAUGAGUGACAGAAAUAGAAAUACAGAAAUUCCGUAUUUCAAAGUCCGCGGUAGACUGCCUAUGUUGUCAUCUUAUCACUGAAUGUUUCUAUCCAGAAGCUUCUAGCACCGCCUCGCCCUCCUAGCAGAAAAUGUACAAUUAUAUCUAGCAAAGAGAAUUUGAAAAAGAGGUGGAUUGUCAAAGAAAACUUUUGUAGCCACAGUAAAUUUACCGCCAUCUUUCGACACAUGACAUGAUUAAAACUUAUAGAACGCCAUUUGACUUUGAUCCUUAUUCUUUCACUGAUAUGUGUUAUAUUUGUUAAACCAAAGUCAUAUGACGUUCUAUAAGUUUUAAUCAUGUGUCGAAAGAUGAUAGUAAAGGAGGGUGGUCAGAUUGGCCUAUUGACCAAUAAGGACAAGCGAUAUGUCACUGGAUAGCUUAUUCAAAGUUCUAAAACUUUUACUAUGGCAGGUAAUCCCAAAUCUUUGUGUGAAAAAAGUUAUCGCUACAUAAAAAUGUUUAAUGAUUUGAAACGUUACUACGUACCUUUUUUGAUACUAACUUCCUAUAUCGCUUUAUACUAUGAAGGUUUUCUUACUGUCGAUGAUUUUGAUUUUGUCUGGGCAGGCAUCCCUCUUGGUUUGCACCUGAUCUCCCAGCCGGGAUCUAUGACCUGCUUCGAGGGUUCAACAGGUGUCCCACUCUCAGCUGACAUCGGUUUGUCUUUAAAGGGCCCAGCUGUCGAAGGCCCCUUCGUCUCCGGUUCAGCCACCUGGGCUGGGAUUCCGGUAGGUACCCCGGCUUUCAGUGGCCGUUCCAGCUUCGAUGGUUCCUCCACGGCCAUGCCACACCCUAUCUGUUUCGCCCUCCUUAGUGCUUCAGUAUGUGCCGCCUCAUCUAAGGAGUUCGUUUGUUUAUUAUUUGUUUUUUUUAAUUCGAUUUUUAUUAGUUAUUGUUGUCAUUCAGUUCCCACGAGUAGCUAGGAAUAUAAAAGGUCCACGCAGAGCCCCGCUUGCGUAGACAAGGCUAUAUACAACGGGUUUCGCCCGGUAACCGAGGCCUAUCGUUCGCGACUGAGCUCCCUCUCAGUCAUGCAUCCAUCGGCACGAUGAGUCACACCUUGGAUUAGGGUUUUUGGGGUCGAGGUUGUCUCCUCCUGGAAAGGGGGGAUAUGGAUAAGAGGAUCAAGACGGGAAGGGGGGUUGGGAGGGUUGGUCUAGGUAAGGUUUAUUAGGAAGAUUGGGGGUAUAACGGGGGAAGGGAUAAAUGGGUCGUUUUCAUGGCCCUCUUCCUCCGAGCCUACCCACGCAGGACAACUUUCCGCUGAAUCGACUUUGGUUCCUUGACGUCGUCUCCCAUCAUCCGGUCCGAGAACAAGUCUCCUACCGGAUUCCAGAAGAGUAACGUCUGGUUCCCUAGUCGUCCGUCGAAAUGUGUCCACGUGAGGCGGUGGCUGAAAGAGUGCCGUGCUAAGACCAACUUAAACCCUAUACCUACACAGAUAAAAAAGAUAUCUUAAUUCAAAACGCAAAACUUUCUUGCGCACGGUUGCUUAAAUAAAAUAAUAAAUUGCUUAGUCCAAUAAAUAUGUCUUGAGUUAAAAACAACAUCAUUUUUUAAAGGAGAAUAAAAAUUAUUUAGUUUUAUCUUUACACAUUUUUAAAGCGAAUGGUAGUGAUUUGAGUUAAGAUAUUAAUUAUUCGCCGCAAGAAAAAAAAGUCUUAGACAGAGAUAUAGCACGCUCUUAAAAAACGGUUUUAUCUUGAGUAACUCUACCUCAAACCAAAAGUAUAACCAAAUUCCAAAGAAGAAGCACCAAAAUUUUCCUUUGAGACUUUUAAGUUUUUAGGCAAGAGCGAUUAAUUCUUGGUUUGAUGUUUUCAAUAUACAGUCAAGAGCUAUAGCUACUUUAAAAAAGAAGCACCAAAACUUUAGUUUGAGAGUUUAAGUUUUUAGACAAGAGCGAUAAAUUCUUGGUUUGAUGUUUUCAACCUACAGUCAAGAGCCAAAGCUAUUUCAAAGAAGAAGCACCAAAAUGUUGCUUUGAGACUUAAGUUUAUACGCAAGAGCGAUUAAUUCUUGGUUUGAUGUUGUCAAUAUACAGUCAAGAGCCAAAGCUAUUUAAAAGAAAAAGCACCAAAACUUUGGUUUGAGACUUUUACAUAAAAUAGUAUCAAUAAAUUUGAUGAAGGGGACAAGUGCGCUGGUGGCCUAGCGGUAAGAGCGCAUGACUUGCAAUCCGGAGGUCGCGGGUUCAAACCUCGGCCGUACCGAUGAGUUUUUCGGAACUUCUGUACGAACAUAUGAUAUUCACCAGUCGCUUUUCGGUGAAGAAGAAAAACAUCGUGAGGUAACCGGGCUAAUACUAAUAAGGCCUCUAAAUAGUUUAACUAGUGCCUACGCCAAUUCUCGAGAUUAGUUUCCAAGCGGACCCAGGCUCCCAUGAGCCGUGGCAAAAUGCCGGAACAACGCGAGGAAGAAGGAGAAGAUGAAGAGGAUUAUUGAAAACUACAAAGUUUUCAAGGAAUGACGAAAACCAUGCUGGUUUAAGAAAAUUCAUUCUUUAUUCAAGACAUACUAAACUUGGCGCUAAGAGAUUUCAGCUCUAGAUAUAAAUAAUAUCAUAUUUCACAUUGAGUAACGCACUCUUGAACCAAUACUUUUUCUUGUUUUUAUGGAGAAAUAUAAUUGUCAAUUCAAUCAUGAGUAUCUAACCCCAAGAAAAAAAGUUUCUUGGCACAAGUUCUUUAAGUAUUGCACUAAGACAGUUAGGUUUAAUUUAAAUAAUACAAUACUUAAAACAACGUAAACGCUCUUGGUGAGAAUAAUGAGCUUUUUAAAAAAAAAACUUUUUAUAGCUCGGAUAGAGAAUUUAAUUUUUUAGCUUAAAUAAUAAAUUUUGAAAUAUUUUAUAUCUUGACGCAAGAAUUUUAUUUUUUCCUUAUAUAGGAAACACAAAAUGUCUUGACACAAGAGUAUUUACUUGGCUGGAGAACUAUUUUUUUUUUCUGUGUAUAUAUAUCAGUAAAAAAUUCUCAUUGAGGGGAUGUUUUUAUUUUGCCAUAACUUGUUUCACACAGCGGUUUAAGAUUUCCCGCCAUACAAAAAGUUUUAGAAUAUGAAAAAACCUUUUAAAUGACAUAUGGCUUGUCAUUAUUGGUUUUUAGGCCAGACUCCAUAUGAAUCUGGGCAUCCUCCUUUACGUGGCUAAUACAAAGUUUUCUUUGACCAAUACACCUCUAUUUAGAAUUCUCUUUGAUACCUUAGCUAUUGAAAUUUAACCAAGGGUGUACAAUAUUUACAAGCGUACAUUUAAUAACUUGAAGACAUGAAAAUUAUCACAAAUAUUUUAGAUAAUUAUAGAUUUCUAAUCGAAUUACAAAGUACCAAACAUACGUGUGUGAAAAUUAAGCUAGUACAAAAAAUUAAGUAGCAUAUUUCGGACUGCAUAAACGUAUGUGAAUCAUGUACGUAUGUUAUUUACAAAUCAGUUACAGGAUAACUUAUUCGAAAUCAACGUAGGUAUAUAAAUAUGCGUUUUUUCCUUAACCUUUUAACCGCUUAGAAUUUUUCAUCGAGCGUGCUCGUGUUGCCGCCGGUACGAAAUUACAUGAAGUUUUGUCUUAUUGAUCAGACUGCGGCGGAAUGAGCUGGAUAUUGUAUGUCUUAUAUAUCAGACUACGUCGGUUAAAAGGUUAAUUACACAAGAAAAACACAUUGAAUCAAGUAAUUAAAUAAAAAUAUCAAGAUAAAAAUCAAAAUGAAACAUGAUCUAAUUUGUAAAAAAGAACCAUUUCUGAUGCUGAAUUUAAAGACAACAUAUGCAUGUUGUCGCGUCCCAAAAUUGCAUUUAAAAUACUGCAUUAUGUACAUGGUACAGUCACGUCUUAAAAUAUCGAUACGGACAAAGUGUGUACAACGCUACCUUGUCUACCUUAAUACAGGACAAUAAGUUAGUAUUAUGUAUACACUUUUGGCAUUUUUUCGGUAUCGAUAUUUUCCGACGUGCUGUAUGUGUAUAGUAAUUGUAUACUGCACUACCAUGCGUAACUACCUACUUAUAUGUACAUUGGAAAAUAAUUUAAUGGAUUUUCUAAUAACAGUUUGCGCCCGGUCACGGUACAAAGCUAAAUGUAUGGAAGUGCACGCAGUCGCUUCUACAAUUUCAUACAUGUAGGUUUCUUGCUUCAUCGUUGAGGUAAAACGUGUUGUGGAAAACCUGACCCAUCAAAAGAAAAAAGGGUAGGUACAUAUUAUUUUGAAUAGUCACGUUUUAGAUUUAUGUACGCUAAUGCCCUUUAAUAUGCACGUUUUUUUUUUCACCAUAAUGUUAUACACUAGUUAAUCAGUUGUUUUCGUCUAAUACAAUAAAUUUCAUAGAUUAGUAGUUUAGGUACCUAAUAGGUACUACCUACGACAUAUUAUGUGUAACUAACAUGUUAAAUAAAUAUUAUUUGUACAGUG